UCCCUGCGCUGGCGCUUAAUCCCGGUGGGGACGAUGACUGCGCCGCCAGAGCGUUGACGUCGCGACAAAAAGGAUGAGGCUGCGCCCACGGGCGGCAGGCAGCUUUUGUGUUCCUUUCCAUGACUUGACCUUGCUGCAGCUGGUUUGCAUUGCUGCGCAUCAUCUGUGCUUCCUUCCCUUUCCUGUUCAUGUCCAUUCCAUCGUUGCUGCUGCUUCCGCCCUUCUUUCGUCCGCGUACCGCCUCAUCCCUUCAUAGCCUGUCAUCCCAAUGAUUGUGCGGUAUGCCGCCUGCGUUAUAUCAUUGAGCCUGCUCGCCCUCUUUCCGCGCCGGGGCGCAGGCCAGCAGAAUGGAGCCACCUCCGCCUCAACGUUCAUGCGACGAGCUUACCACUCUUCUCUGGUCGCCGGAAAAUACGUUUACAUCGACGGCGGCGAGUUUUCCACCAAGGCCUACGACGUCGACUUCUCCUUCUCUUCAACUCUGCUCUCCAUCGACUUGUCGCAGGACUGGACCAACGACACUGUGACCCUUCACUCCACCACCAAGCCUUCUGAUGUCCCCUCGCUCGUUGGCGGCGGCCUCUGGUACGAUGAUGACAAGGACCUACUGUAUACCGGGUUUGCAGGGCGCGUCUCGAUCUUCGAUACCUCGCAGUGGACCGAUAUGGAACCAUAUCCCAUGGGCAUCUGGACCUUCAAACCCGACGGCACCGGCAGCGGCACCUGGGGCACCGCAAUUGAAUCCAAUGCCUCGGUUUUCGACAACGAUACAGACAGCUAUAUCACUCGUCCGUACAUCGCUGCAGUUGCGCACGGCGCAGGCGCUGGUUACGUCCUUGGUGGAGCCAAAACAUACCAGACGGCGCCCGGUGCAGUUGAUGGCGAACAGAUCGUUCCCCUCAGCGGCAUGUUAAAAUUUAAUAUGAGCACUCAGACGCUCACGAACGUAACCGUCGACGGGCCGCGUUUUCAUGGCGUCUCGCAGUACGCAUCGAUGUUAUAUGUGCCAUAUUUUGGCUCAGAGGGGGUCUUCGUCGUGCUGGGAGGUAACCAGCUCAAUGAAACGGGUUCUGACCGUUUGCUCGACUGGGGAGUGGUGUCGGUUUUUGAUCCUGUUUCUGGGAAAUGGUGGGAUCAGGAGACGACUGGCAACAGACCCGAAAAUCGCAAAGAAUUCUGUUCAACAGGAUUACCUUCGGAUAACGGGACUUACGAAAUCUUCGUCUACGCCGGCUGGAGCGGUUCCCUCGGCACGGGAAGUAACCAGUAUGAUGAGAUUUUCAUCUUGACAUUGCCAGCAUUCCACUGGAUUAAGGUCGAUUACAAUCCGUAUAGAACGAGGCAUGGAUUAACGUGCCAUCAUGUUGGUGGCGGCCAGAUAUUGGUAAUUGGCGGACUUGAUACCCAAAGUAAUGAUUCGGGCGCGACCAUCUACGAGACACCGUUCAGGGGAAAGGAUAAUUUUACCCAAGGGCUGGCGGUAUACGACCUGAAUACCUUGCAGUGGCAAGAUAAGUACAAGGCGGAACCUCCUGCAUACACGCAACCGGAUAUGGUACGGAAUUACUACAAACGGAGUGACGACGUCAACGCCGAAUUUAAUUCCACAGACCUAAAGUCCGUUUUCAGCAAGACAAGCUUCCCUACCACCACCAACAACACCUCACGUAUCUCGUCUGCCAGCGCAUCCAGCACCGCAACCGAUGUACCACAGACACUGGGCCCCGGCGCUCUGGCCGGCACCAUCGUCGGCGCCAUCGCGCUCAUGACGCUCUUCUUGGCCGCACUGAUAUCGUAUUGCUGCAUCAAACGCCGCCGCCAGCGCCAAAUCUCUGCACUGGACGAGCAAGCGCACACGCUGGCGCACAGCCCCUCGAUAGGCGCGACAGUAACGCCGCCGGAGAUGGACCCCACGUCUGUUGGAGAGCUGCACGCCCCGCAGUGGCGGUUUGAGAUGGCCGGGAUGCCGCCGCAUCACCAGGCGCAUGAAAAAGAUGGCCAAUCGGGUCUUGUGGAAAUGCCCGCGAAUGAGGCGGCGUAUUAUGAGCUGCCUGCGGAUAGUAUUGCAGCGGUGGGGGAGCAACAACAACGUCCGGAGGCGGCGAAGCGGAAUCCGGGACCGCGGGGGAGCUAUGGGUGAAGUAACGCGCGGCUGGACGCUGUGUGCUUGAUUUUGUUGUAGCUAUGUAUGUGGACUGACAUUGGCGUUUGGGUAAGCGGGAGGCCUUUUGGUAUGCAUCUAUGAGCGGGUUAUGUGGGGAAGUAAAGAGAAGGCUCUUUGACGCAUUUUUGAUCUUCUUCUUAGAGAUCUCAAGGGCAACUUCAACUGCCACCUUAUAAGGGCUCUUGUUAUUUGUAAAAGUAGGUGGCGAUAAUGGUCCUGUGGCCUACUAUGCUUAACCGUAUAUUAUUCAACGAAGAAUUCUCUGUCUCCAU
Messenger RNA from Aplosporella prunicola CBS 121167, 2436 nucleotides. RefSeq lists its product as uncharacterized. The coding region runs from base 269 to 2140 and encodes 623 amino acids. Gene Ontology annotation, molecular function: protein binding. The record is from RefSeq and is a predicted model, not a curated record. Lineage: Eukaryota; Fungi; Ascomycota; Dothideomycetes; Botryosphaeriales; Aplosporellaceae. The transcript has 3 exons.